This is a messenger RNA of Zeugodacus cucurbitae (melon fly), 4857 nucleotides long. RefSeq lists its product as uncharacterized. The coding region runs from base 880 to 2421 and encodes 513 amino acids. The record is from RefSeq and is a predicted model, not a curated record. The transcript is spliced from 6 exons. NCBI's taxonomy places the organism in Eukaryota, Metazoa, Arthropoda, Insecta, Diptera, Tephritidae.
GCUGUGCUGCCGAGGAAAUUCAGUCAUUACAGACGCGCGCGCUAAGAAGGUUCGUUACAUACGGAUAUUCACUGUUAGCGAGUGAUUCAAAUUUUUCAAAUUCAAAUCUAACCACUGUGUAUUUGAGGAAAAAAAGCUAUAAAAAAUAUUUUACACGUGUAUUUGUGUGUAUUUUCGGGUUUGGCACAGACCAUAGUUAAUCGCCGGUGAUUGAAAUCGAAAGUGUUGCACGCAAUUAAUGACACAUUGAGCUUUGGCUAUAAUUAAAGGUUGCUUUGUUUUGGAUAACUGUGCCGCGUAAAUUGGAAUAAGUUGGAUUUGGAAAAUACCAAAAAUAACGGUUAAAUGUUUAAAACCUUUUAAAGUGGAUUUCGUGAAAUAUUUACUUAAAAAGUGCACAAUUUUAAUGAGCUUUCAAGCUACAUCUGUAUCUACAAAUGACCGACCCAAUUUAGGCUCGCAUUAAAAUGUUUUGAGUGUUUGGCUCACAACAUUAACGAUUGAAGUGAUUUUUAUUGCCAAAAACGGAAACAACAAAAAGGAAACAAACGUAAAACUAAUUUUGUCGUGUGUACGUAAGUGUUUGCCUAAAAUUUAAACUCAGCGGUAAUUGUGUGUUUAGAAGAGUGUUACUAACGGUUAAUUGUAAAGCGCACAAAAAAAUAAGAAUUUUAAACAGCGUGAUCAUUACGAAUUCUCGCAAGCUUACUGUAACAUAAAAAAGUGAUCAUUAGUUUUCAGUGUCAAGCGAGCAACGGAUUUAUUGUCCUCUUGGAAUGCGAUCAAAGUAGUUACAACACAGUUUGACUGAGUUCAUAAUUGUGGCGUUUUCAUUACUGCUCUAAAUAUUUCGGUAAAUUCUACACAAAAGCACUCACAAUGUGGCACUGGCUGGAAAUUGCAUUGAUAUUCCUCAUCUUUCAAGAUUACACACAAAGUUUGCGGCUGGUCGAAGUGCGAAUACCAAAUUACGUGGUUAAGGGUUCAUCAGCACAACUGGAAUGCCUCUACGAUUUGGAUGGCGAAUCGCUGUACUCGGUGAAGUGGUACAAGGACGGCAACGAAUUCUAUCGAUACGUGCCACGAGACAUGCCACCAGCACAAACGUUUCUGCUGCCGGGUGUAUCAGUUGAGCUUCACAACUCCAGCGAUGCUAUAGUUACGCUGCGCAAUGUCAACCUACAGUCGGCGGGUCGUUUCCGUUGCGAAGUUUCCGGUGAAGCGCCUUCUUUUCAAACAGUCACCGAACACGGCGAUAUGGUUGUGGUUUCUUUGCCUGAUCAGGGUCCACCGAAGAUUAGUGGUGCCCGUCCACGCUAUCAAAUUGGCGACUGGGUGCGCAUAAACUGCACAGUUGGUCGCUCAAAGCCUGCUGUUGAACUUUCGUGGUUUGUUAACGGUGAACCAGCUGAGCCGCGCACUUUGCGAAAAUAUCCCUCAGUCCUAUCUGGUCGUGAGGGCUUGGAGACUUCGACUUUGGGCUUGCAGUUUCGUGUUGAACAGCAUCAUUUUCGAAACACCGAUAUGAAACUAAAGUGCGUUGCAUCGCUGUCCACACUGUAUUGGCGCAGCAACGAAGAGUCCGUCGAGGGCGAUCGCCCGCAAAAAGCGCCCGUCUUAGAGUCGCGCGAAACCGUCUACGCCAGCAAUUCGCGCGCCGAUCCAGUGCAAGGUAUGUCACUCCGGGAAAUAUUUGUUACCAAAAUCUUAUCGUUUUUCAUUCAACCAAAUGCAGCCAGCAAAACGGACUCACAUCUAGUGGCGCAUGCGCCCAGUUUGUUGCUGUUGCUACUGGUGGCGACGGCCAUCGCCAGCGGCUGUCUGGAACAGUUGCACAUGUGGCAGCAGUUGUUCGGCAAGCGGCAGCCAACGCUGCGGCUGCAUGAUAAACUAAAGCAACAGCAACAACAACAACUACAACAAAAACGACAAGAUAACGAACAAGGUGUGCAACAACAAAAUGCACAAGCAUCGACGCAUGAGCAGCAGCAACAACAAGGAAAGACGGAGAAGCAAUUAAUGCAAUGGCAGCAGCCGACUGAAAAACGAAUUGUUGGCGGCGAAAUCAAUCAGAUGAUGAGCGCAGAAUACCAAACUAUAAUACCACUGUUUCAGUGGCAGCAACUUCAGCACAGGCAACAACAACAGCACCAAGCAGAGAAUCAAGUGUGUCGACAGCAUUGGCAUGUUAAUGAGAACAAUGAAGGCGUGGCACGACAAUGCAAAAGCGCGCAAGAAUUGAAAUUUGUUAAUUUAUGUGAGGAAAUGCUGCCGGCAUUGACAGCAAUGACAACAUCCGCUACGGCGACAUAUGCCACUUUCGCCGCUGCACGUUGCGGCGCCGUUGCCGCGGAUGGCGAUGUUGUCACAGCUGUCGCCGACGCGGCAUUGCCAAUUAAACGAUUGCUGGCUGUGAGGUAACUGCGCUGCGCAACGGCUGAAGAAGUGUAAGCGAAAUGAAAAGGGGCUACGAACAUAACUGGACUGGACUGUCGUGUCGCAGUGCUGCAGGGUAACGAGGCAUGCAACUGAGAGCUAUUGGCCAAAAAAAAAAUACAACAACAACGGCAAGCGGAAGAAGGACAAAAGUGAAAAGUGUAAAUUUAAUUUCAAUAAAUUCGAAGGACAGCAAUCGAAUGCGACUGCUGCCGAUAACGUUUUGGAUUUCAAAAUUACAGUUACGGCGAUAUAAAAGAGAAAACUCCGUUUGAAACCAAUUUGCGUAAAUUGCAAGCAGUAACUGAAAAUACAUGAAAUUAAUGAUUUAACGCAAAAAAUUGCAAAAAAAAAUUUAUAAAAAUUUAAAAUUAUAAUGUGAACAAUUCAAAUUAAAACUGCAGUCUUGUGUAUGUAUUCGUUGUUUGCGUGUGUCUGUGUGUGUGAAUUUGUUAUUGUGUGUGUAAAAGUCCGUUCGAGCGCAGUUGGAAACAGCGAAAUUACUUACUUAUAAAUAUAACAUGUAUGUGUAAAUAUAAAGCAAAAGCAACUACUGAUUUUUUAAACAAUUUAUUUGAAAAUGUAUGAGAACUUGCAAAAUAGUUGUAAUUCAAUUACCACAAAGUUAGCAUUAGACUCAAUGUCUAGUCUAAAUGAACAAUGAACAUUUACAUACAUAACAUACAAAUUACUGUUAAAUGUAAUUAGCUAGCAAAAAAUGAAAAAUAUAAAUCAAAAUAGAAUCGUUAUAUUUGCUAAGAAAGAAGAGAGUGCAACGAGAUGUAGUCGGAGGCAAUUAAAGAAUUUUACAAGAUAUCUUUAGAAAGAUAAUAUUUUAAUUUUUAAUUAUUUAUAUAUUUUUCAUAGCCGUUAAAACGAAACGAACAUACAACUCGCUUUGAUAAAACAGAUUAGCGGCGCCAACGUCUCUCGAUCGCGUUCUAUGCUGAUCAUUCACAGCAAAAGUUUUCCAGCAUUAGGUUGAAGUUUAGCACCCACGAAGUAUCUCCGACACUUGCGAGUAGUGUUGAGUUUGGUCAAACUGAGCGAGUAGCGAUCGAAAUCGUUGACGCAUAUUAUUUCUUUAUUGCCUAAUUCUACAGCAAUUAUUUUGGAUAAAUUCGACUUUAUUGUUAAAAAAAUAGAUAUAUUUCUGUAUGGUAUAAGAUCUGCAAAAAAUCACCCAGGUCCGCAAAGGCCGUACUGUAUGGAUUAAUUCGCCGAAAAUACUUCCGAAGCUUUAAGACUCCGUUUUAUUAAGAUAUUUCUUUAUACUUUCUAUGCAAUUUGUAGUUAGUUGCUAUUUCAAACAGACUGACAGCAGUUGUGGUGCAACCAUGGCCCUUGACUUGCGAUUUACAUUGCUUUUUAUUUUUUUCUUCACUAGGUUUCGAGCAGAGUCCUUCCCUAAGAUUUCUUUAAACAAUUAAUAUAUGCUUGUAAUUUUUCAAAUAUUGUAAAACUGAAUCUGAUUGUGUUUGACAUCAGUCCAAGAAAUAUAUGAAUGGAAAAUUAAUUGAAAGCUUUCAAGUAUAGAACCUUUUGAGCUUAAAAAUUGCAUUAUUUUUUGUUAAGAUAUAGAUUAUGAUUAAAAAAUGUUUUCUUGGUCUAUAUAGUCAGUAUCUUUAUUCAGUUCCAAAAACUAGUAUUCCGAAUCUUCUGUAUUUGGUUCAGUAUAUUUAUCUCCCAAAAAUUUGCACGAAAACUUCAAAAAUAUUUCGAAUAUACAUAUAUGAUGACAUUAAGAAAAUAGUCCUAUCAAGAAAGACGAUAUCUCAGUUGCACUUCUUGAAAUUCUUGGAUAUUUUAGAAACGACAUUUUUGUAAAUAUUUACAUACAUAUAAGUACAUACAUAUAUACUGUAUUAUAUAUGAAAAUAUUUAAUUUUACACACGAAAGCAUAUACCUAGUAUAUGUAAAUGUGUAUAGCUAAUAAGAAAUUGAUUACAUUUUAGUACUUAGUGUUAAAUGAUCAAAAUCAAACUCCAUUACUGUUGACUAAUGAAAGAAAGUCUUAAACUUCAACACAAACAUAUCGAACAUUUUAUGAAUUGCCAAAGUUUUUACUAAAUAUAAAUAUGCUGAUAGUGAGUAUAAUUACGAUAAUGAUGUUGAGUAGAGUAACAAACAUUUUUUGCCGUGUAACAAUGUAGUGUAUAAUAUAAAUAUUUUUGGAUAAAAAAGUUUAUUUUUCAAAUUUUCUUAUGUAUUUGUGAGGAAAAACUUUAAAAAGGUUGAAUUUUGUAGGCGCGUUGUGUAUUUUAUGCAAUUAUUUCCGACGACUAAGAAACUACUUUCAUAAUUUAAAUAAGGAAGUUUUCUUUACAACAAUAAAAACAUUCCAGGACAUUUGCCAAAUCAACAGUGAUAAGUAAUAUUACACACUUGCAGACAUACAUACACAUACAUCCAUAUGUAUA